AUGGCUGCUUUCCAUACCAGGAGCUCGACCCCAGAAAGCAUCAAGGCAUUUCCAAAGCAACGGCAUAGUAGAAAUGGACAAAGAGCCCGGAGACCUAGAAAUGAGUCCUCGCGCUCCUCACCGUCACGGGGUUCACCCACAUAUCAAAUACAAAGAGAGUUUCCAUAUCAAAUACCUACACCGAUUUCAACACCUAGCAGUUCCGCCCUUUCUCUCACACCACCCCUCGAGCACGGCAAUGGCAUUACGAUGGAACGCACCCAUUCCGGAAACUCCAUCUUAUCAGAUAAGCCAUAUAGUCCGCUGCCCGACAAUACGUUGACACUACGCGACGAGGAAGCCGCGCGGAGAGUCUCGGACCACUUCAGACAAGUGUCCUCCCAGCGGCGUUCCGAGCGAUCAAAACACGAGCGCAUCCUUCGCCGACUCAUUAGACUAGACCAUCGCCUCGACACCGAAGACGGUGAGAUCGACGACAAGUCACUCGCCGGCAUCGUGACAACAGCGGACUCUGUCUUCUUCGGCGGCGCGCUUGCUGGACGCGUGCAGUGGGACUGGUCAUCUGAAGAACGCUACCAAACUGAACUCAUCGGCACCACUGCUCUACGCCACUGUGCCGAUGGCAACGGGAUCGAGACGCUCAUCGUGCUCUCUGAACCCAUCCUCAAGAACCCACAAUAUGACCGUCGCCUGCUCCUGUCCGCAUUCCUGCACGAACUAGUGCAUUGCUACCUCUUUAUCCAAUGCGGAUUCGAGGCACGGAUCGAGGGCGGCCAUACCCCGGGGUUCCAUACCAUUGCGAGGAUUAUCGAUGAUUGGGUUGGCGGCGGCUAUCUCAGUCUGUGUAAUAUGAAGGCGAACCUAAGUCAUUUUCGGAGAGAUCGCUUCAGGGAUGAUCGGUGUGAGGGGAGGUGUAAUAGUACGCCUAGGCCCGAGAGAGGUCCUUAUGGGUAUACUUAA
Molecule: messenger RNA, 960 nt
Organism: Lachnellula hyalina
Lineage: Eukaryota; Fungi; Ascomycota; Leotiomycetes; Helotiales; Lachnaceae
Exons: 1
Coding region: 1-960 (319 amino acids)
Source: RefSeq, a predicted model, not a curated record